AUGGGAUCAUGGCAGACGAGUGCGGACCAAGCGUUUGGUGAAUUGCGUCAACGGGCGGAAGGUACGGCAACAUCAAUCGAUGCUGUAUCGAAGCGGGUUGAUCUCGCUGCGUCGCGCAUGGAUGCUCUGGAGGCGCGACUAACGAUGGCUCCCACACUGAUUCCAACGGCGCAAGCAACACCAGGUCCGAAGGUCGUCGACCUCAACCUAGCUCUGGGUUCGUCUUCGAGCGUCCCUGCUCGAGGCGAGGAGCAGCCCAUGGGGCCCGGCGAACACUGUGGCGGGCUCCACAGACCCCGGCCGCAGGACAAAACCAAGGAUACGUUCCAUGAUUCGCCCCCUGUGUUCGUUCUGCCUGAUGAUGUUCCUUAUCAGCGCUCCCCACCUUUUCCUAAAAUGGAUUUUCUGAAAUUUGAUGGUGAAUUUCCCCGUUUGUGGCAGGAUCAAUGCGAGGUAUACUUCGAGGUUUAUGCGGUUCACCCAUCUCUGAAGACUCGUUUCGUCACUCUCAAUUUCAAAGGGGCAGCAGUGACAUGGCUUCAAACUGUUCAGAGGACAGGAAGGAAUGUGGACUGGGACAGGCUGUGUGAGUUUGUAAUGGAGAAAUUUGACAAACAUCAGUACCAGCACUUGCUGAAGAAGUUUGAGGCAUUAAGGCAGAAGAGUUCAGUUGAGGAAUAUCAGGCUGAGUUUGAAAGGUUGGCUCAAGGACUCGUUCUGUAUAACAGUGGCUAUGAUGAUACAUACUUCGUGACUCAUUUUGUGGUCGGGCUCAAGGAUGAGAUUCGUGCUGCAAUUGCACUGCAUCGGCCUAAAGAUGAGGAAGAGUUGUCUCAAAGCCGAUCACGCUCAGGUGGAAAGGAGUUCAGUAAGAGUUCAUGGAGACAAGGUUUGGACAAACACAAAGCUGGAGAUACUGAUAAAGGCAAGCUGAGUCAGCAGAAGACUGAAUCUGAGGAUAAGCUAUCUGCACUCAGAGACUUUAGGAGAAAGAAUGGGCUCUGUUUUAAGUGUGGCACUAAAUGGAGCAACACUCACAAGUGUCCACCUCAGGUGUCAAUACAUGUUAUUGAGGAGCUAUUGGAUGCUCUGGAAGCUGGUGAAGAAUCUGUUGUUGAUAUAGGUGAGGAAGAAGAAGAUGAGCAGGAUGAGACAGUGUUGGCAGUGGGUCAUGAUGUCACCACUAGAGCUCUCAAAAGAAGAACUAUGAAGCUGUGUGGCAAGAUUGGCAAAACUAAUGUGCUGAUUUUGGUUGACUCAGGCAGUGUGGGGACUUCAUUAGCCAACAGCUAG
This is a messenger RNA of Miscanthus lutarioriparius, 1293 nucleotides long. NCBI's taxonomy places the organism in Eukaryota, Viridiplantae, Streptophyta, Magnoliopsida, Poales, Poaceae. The record is from the annotation of a GenBank genome assembly.